Messenger RNA from Klebsormidium nitens, 2453 nucleotides. The record is from the annotation of a GenBank genome assembly. Lineage: Eukaryota; Viridiplantae; Streptophyta; Klebsormidiophyceae; Klebsormidiales; Klebsormidiaceae.
CAUUGAAUUCAGCAAUGGGGCUGCCAGUCCUUACCAAUGGGGUUUCGGGCCACGAUGGACAGCAAAGCAUGCUGGACAAGAUCAAGGGUCUGACGGAUGUUGGCGCUAUGACCCGGCUACUGCAUGAGACGAUUGCCCAGGAGCGGGAGAUUGACAAGGAGUUGGAAGUCCUGCUGGGGCAACGACAGGAGCUGGAGAGGAAACUCAGCAGCCUGCACAAAUCAGCUGAGGUGCUCGAGCUCGUCCGAGCAGACUCAGACCAAAUGGCCGCCAGCGUGCGCAGCACGUGCAGCCUCGCAGAGCACGUGAGCGGAAAGGUCCGGGAACUAGACAUGGCGCAAUCCCGGGUGCAAGACGCGAUCACGCGCAUCAACGCCAUCGUGGAUCGCACCAGUUGCAUAGAGGGCGUGAAGACGGCACUCGAGGGCGAGGACUACGAGGCGGCGGCCAAGUAUGUGGAGACGUUUUUGGAGCUCGAUGGGGCGUACCAUGAUGCGGCGGUGCAGGAGAACUCGGCGGAGACAGCGAGAGAGCAGGUGGAGCAGCUGAUGCAGUCGAAGCAGCAGCUAGAAGAGGUUAUCCGGAGCAAGUUUGCGCAGGCGGUGGAGAGCAAAGACCACGAACAGGUCGUGCGCUUCGCAAAGCUGUACCCCCCACUGCAGUUGCAAGAGGAGGGCCUCCGAACAUUCACAGCGUAUCUGCGGGGCCAAGUCUCCGCCUCCGCCAAGGAGAGCAUCGAGGCGCUCGUACUGGCCAUGGACCGGCCCGCAGUCAAAGGCGCGGGUCCGGACUUUGUCGGAGUGCUGACGGAGCUCUUCAAGGACAUCGCACUGACGAUUGAGGAAAACGAGGAGCUGCUGCGAACGUCCUUCGGCGAGGACGCCGUCCCGUACGUCGUCCGCGAGCUGCAGGACGAAUGCGAGACACGUGGCGCUCAGAUACUGCGCCAGUACUCGGAGUACCGAAAACUGGCGCGCCACGCCAAGGACGUCACCGCAAAGCCUUCCGGGGGCGUUGGAACGGCGGAGGGAGUGGACCCCCGGGAGGUGGAGGUGUAUUUGGAGGAGAUGCUGUUGUUGACACAACGGAGCGAGGAGUACUCCCAGUUCAUGAUCGCCAAGAUCCGGGAAGCCGAGGCUGGUGGCGCGCAGCUGAGCCCCGGCGAAGUGGACGCCUUCAAGACCGGGGCGUUCAGCCGGGCGGUCCAAGAGCUGCUGGGCUACUACAUGACGUUGGAAGAGUACUUUAUGAGUGAGAACGUCAGCAAGGCGGUGCGCAUCGACGAGUUCGUGGAGGACGCGCUGACGACAUCCAUGGUGGAUGACGUUUUCUACAUCCUGCAGAACUGCGCGCGGCGGGCCAUCUCAACAGGCAGCGUCCAGUGCGUGUGUUACUGCCUCAACACGGCCAACAACCUGCUGGGCAACGAGUACAAGGAGGCGCUGCACCGCAAGACGCGCGAGCCCGCGCUCGCGGCCAAGCUCUUCGCGGGCGCGGCCGCGGCGCCCAAGAGCGGCGCCGAGAUCGCGACCGCGCUCAACAACGUCGACGUCAGCGCGGAGUACGUCCAGAAGCUGCGGAACGAGCUCGACGAGUUUUGCGCAGAGAUGUUCUCUGCCCCUGCCGACCGUGAGAAGAUCAAAACCGUUCUCAACGAUCUGGGCGAAACAGCAGCGGCGCUCAAGGCGAUGGCGGUCUCGAGCCUAGAGGGCCUGGCCAACAGCAUCAGCCCGCGGUUCCGGCCGCUCCUGGACGCGGUUAACGCCGUGGGUUACGAGCUAACCGAGGCGCAGUACGCCGAGAACGAGAUUCACGACCCGUGGGUGCAGAGUUUGUUGGUGGCGGUGGAGCAGAACGUGACGUGGUUACAGCCGCUGUUAACCACCAAUAACUACGAUUCGUUGGUACACUUGAUUAUCGAGUAUAUAGUGAAGAGGAUAGAGGUCAUCAUGACGCAAAAGCGGUUCAAUCAACUCGGGGGGCUGCAACUAGAUCGGGACGCUCGGACGCUGGUCGGGCACUUCUCGGGGAUGACGCAGCGGACGGUCCGAGACAAGUUUGCGCGUCUGACGCAGAUGGCCACAAUUCUGAACCUCGAGAAAGUGAGCGAGAUCCUGGAUUACUGGGGCGAGAACUCGGGGCCGAUGACGUGGCGGCUGACCCCAGCGGAAGUGCGGAGAGUGCUUGGUUUGCGGGUGGACUUCAAGCCGGAAGCCAUAGCCCAAUUGAAGUUAUGAUUGGUCCUCUGUAGAUAUUGUCCACGUCUUAACCGUCAGCUGGCGCAUUGCCGCAGUCAUUUCGAUUUUUUACUCAAAAUAAAAGCUGUACGCGACCAUGGAAGCCAUGCUUGAUCGGGGACUAUAGGGCUCUGGCUAUCCAAUAGUUGCAACUGUGCAGGCCUUACCUUUCAUCAUGAUUGCAUAUUCCUUUCCAACGCCAGGAAGAUAAUCAGG